Messenger RNA from Microthlaspi erraticum, 723 nucleotides. Lineage: Eukaryota; Viridiplantae; Streptophyta; Magnoliopsida; Brassicales; Brassicaceae. The record is from the annotation of a GenBank genome assembly.
AUGAAGACCGUCACCGGAAGAGUUAUCAGUGCCGAGCCAGUCUCCCUCUCCACGGCGGCUAAUAUUCUCUCCAAAUUCGUUUCCUCUAAGAACGGCGCCUCACAAGACGUUGGCGCUUACCUCCGACGCGCCUCCGAUGCCUUCACCGAAUUGAAGAGCUUCCACAGGGAGAUUAACUCGUCUUCCUCAAAGGAGAAGAAGCCAAAAUCGGACGCAAGGAGUGAGCUGAAUCGGAAUGCAGAACCGGAGGGUGGAGCUAAGGGGAUUGAUGGUAUGGUGGAAAAGCAGGAAGUGAAGGAGAAGCUGGAAGAACAGCAAAAGAGUGAAAAGAGAAAGGAGAAGAAGAAGAAGAAGAGCAAGACGAAGAAAGAAGAAGAUGUUGUUGAAGAGGAGGUGAGGGUGAAGUUGGAAGAAGAGCAGAGGAGUGAAGAGAGAAAGGAGAAGAAGAAAAAGAGCAAAAAGAAGAAGGAGGAAGAUGUUGUUGCCGUUAAGGUGGAGGAGAAGUUGGAAGAAGAGCAGAGGAGUGAAGAGAGAAAGGAGAAGAAGAAGAAGAGCAAAAAGAAGAAAGAAGAAGAUGUUGUUGCCGAGGAGGUGAAGGUGAAGUUGGAAGAAGAGCAGAGGAGUGAAGAGAGAAAGGAGAAGAAGAGGAAGAGUAAUGGAGAGACUGGUUCGGAAGAGAGGCAGAGCAAGAAAAGGAGGAAAUCAAAGGAGAUUGAUGGUUGA